UUGUGUGUUUGAAGAGAAACCAACUUGAUCAAACAUGGAUGUUGUACUGAAAUAUGCUGAUGACUAUGUCUUUGACUCUUUUUAUAAUAAGAUGUUAUCCAUCAGUGUUCUGAACAAUGCUACAACUUCUGGUAUGGCCUCUGACUUGAUGGUAUCUUCAUGGACUCAAGAUAAUGUCUAUCGUCAAUUCCUCACUGUAUUCAUUAUUGUAUGUUCUGGUGGUUGGUUCUUCUAUUUGGCUGCAGCUUGUCUAUCAUAUUAUUUUAUAUUUGAUCAUGAGAUGAUGAAGCAUCCAAAGUUUUUAAAGAAUCAAGUCCGUCAAGAAAUCAUUUGUGCUGUCAGUGCUAUUCCUGGAUUUUCAAUUCUUACUGUACCAUGGUUUGUUGGUGAAGUAAGAGGUUAUUCUUUACUUUAUGAAGGUACUCCACAAACAACUCAAGAAUGGCUUUAUUUGAUUGCAACCAUCCCUGCGUUCUUAUUCAUCACUGAUAUGGGUAUCUAUUGGAUUCAUCGUUUCUUACAUCAUCCUCUUCUUUACAAACCUCUUCACAAGCUUCACCAUAAAUGGAUUGUUCCUAGUCCUUUUGCUUCUCAUGCUUUCCAUCCUCUUGAUGGUUAUCUUCAAUCUACACCCUAUCAUCUAUAUGCUUAUUUGGUUCCAAUGCACAAAUGGUUAUAUAUGGGCAUGUUUAUUUUUGUCAAUGUUUGGACAGUGUUGAUCCAUGAUGGUAACUUCUUCUCGCAUUCGGAUAUCAUCAAUACUACAGCUCAUCACACUGUACAUCAUUUAUACUUCAAUUAUAACUAUGGUCAAUAUUUCACCUUUUGGGAUAAACUUGGUGGUUCUCAUCGUCAACCUACUGCUGAACAAUAUGAUGCAGCUUUACGUAAUAACAAGAGCGUAUGGGCUGCUCAAUCCAAGGAUGCUGAUACCAUUGAAAGGGAAGAUGAAGUCAAAGCUCAGAAGUACAAGCAAUAUUAGAUACUUAGGUAAUAUAGUUAGUAAUUUAGAUCUAUUCAUAUUUUGUAUUUUCCCCUCCAUCCUAUUUUAUUUUGUUACAAUGAUAGUUAUUGGUUUACUUUCUACUUUUUUUUUUUUUUACAACAUACAUUAUACUAAUUACUAGUGACUCUCCACUCUUUAAUUCCAUUGUUUUAUUUAUUUAUUUAAUAUUUUAUACAUAUUCACUUGGAAUAAAAUAUUUUUCUUUUUUGUUCCUAUCA
This is a messenger RNA of Halteromyces radiatus, 1224 nucleotides long. RefSeq lists its product as uncharacterized. Bases 35 to 982 code for a protein of 315 amino acids. Gene Ontology annotation, molecular function: oxidoreductase activity; iron ion binding. NCBI's taxonomy places the organism in Eukaryota, Fungi, Mucoromycota, Mucoromycetes, Mucorales, Cunninghamellaceae. The record is from RefSeq and is a predicted model, not a curated record. The transcript has 5 exons.